UAUACAUUUGUUGAUUGUUGUGCAACCUUCUGACUUAUUAUGUGGAAAUCUGGUUACAUGUAUUUUUUAUAUUUUGGGAUUUGUGUGUUGCUUCCGUCUUCAGAAAGUCUGAAUAAGACAAAUGGAGGAAACUGCGGAACAAACGGAGAAAUCAACUGCUGCAAUAAUUACUACCAAGCGAAAAACACCUGUGUGGAGUGUCCAAAUGGAACAUAUGGCAGGAACUGUUCACUGAAUUGUUCGGAGAACACGUAUGGAAAGAAUUGUUUGAAACUAUGUAAUUGCAAACCAGAUGAAACAUGUGAUUCAAAAAGUGGAACAUGUUCAGUUAAACCCGGAUAUUGCAGAAACGGGACUAGAACUGUUGAAACUCCCUGUUGUAAUAAUUACCUCUACGUGAACACCACCUGUACAAAAUGUCCCAUUGGAACGUAUGGUUUCAAUUGUUCACAGAUUUGUUCAAGUGGAGAUUAUGGGAAGCUAUGCAUAAAACAAUGUGAAUGUCAACCAAAUGAAACAUGUGAUCCAAAACACGGAUGUAAAGGUGCUGGAACAGAUGGCUCGUCUGGUGCGUUCACACGAAUAGAUCCGUGGGUAGUCGGAAUAGUCGGGGUGUCCGCCUUCCUUAUUGCACUUUCUUCAAUUGGAGCCAUUGGGUGGUUAAGAUAUUACAAACUAAGACAAAGGCAAAGUCAUCAAGGUGUUUACUCUCAACCUCUACCGUGUAAUUUACAAUUGGUAUCUAUCCCAGAGGAGGAACGUUAUGAACAAAUGGUUAAGGAUACUCCACAUAAUGAUGAACGGGAUCCACAGCCAUCUCAGAAAGAUGAUGAUUACUUAGAACUCCAGUCACCGUAUGAAUUGUAUGUGAAUCCAGAUGACGGCUUACAGGAAAAUUCAACAACUGACAUGUAUGAAGACCCUAGAGAACAAAAGGAUGAAAUGUAUUUACACCCUGUAUCAGACGGGUACACUAGGAUAUGUGCAUAAUCUACAAAGAAACAGACAUGCAAGAAAUCCAUUUAGACUUCAGGGAGAGAGAGAAAUUGACAGAAGGAGAGAGAGAGAGAGAGAGAAAUCAGUAGCCUGAUAUCUGAUUCAAUAAUUGAUCACUGUUCGUUAUCUUCACCUUGAUAAAGCUCUUGUUGUUAACUGUGAAUAUCUUAUUUGCAAAACUGAGGAACGUGAUUGUGAAGCACUUGAUUGUAAUAUAUUAUCUUUGUACUGUAUAUUAUAGAAUUGUAAAACGUCAAUGGGAAAUGUCUCUCUGAGAAAUGGUACAACACCCAUAACAUCACUCCCCAUUGACUUGGAUUUCAAAUUUCACAAUGCUUUACGGGAUAAAUUUCAAAAUACGAGGACGAGUCAAUAACUAAGCAGUCUAUCCCAUUUCCGAUUGACCGAAACGGUCACGAUUUUCAUGCCUUGUUUCAAUACAUGUUUUAUUCCUGGGUUCAAAAUUGCACACGUAUGGAAACAUUCUUUAAUAAAAUCUUUAAUGUCAAACAUGGCUAGUGAUGUAAAUGCAUGCUUUUCAUCUAAAGUUGAGUACCGUGCUACAAUUUCACUUUGGUACUUGUAUUUAAAAGGUAAAUCAGGCAAGGAAAUAUACGGCAAGUCAACCGAUGUUUAUGGGUCUUUUGUACCAUCUUAGGCUCAGGUUAAAUUCUGGGUAGAAGAAUUGAAACGCAGUAUAACGUCUUUAGGAGAUGAAGCCAGGUCUGGAUGCCACCGACGAAGAAAUGUGUAAGAAAGUUCGGGAUCUGGUAUACUCUGAUAGGCGAAUUCAGGUGGAAGAAAUAGCGCAGGCAUUAGGAAUUUCACAUGGUAGCGUUUCAACAAUCUUACAUGACUGUUGAGGUAUGUGCAAGCUAACAGUCCAUUGGGUCCCCAAAUCCCUUAGUGAUGAGCAAAUGGCAACCAGAGCAUGAGUAUGCAGCGCGUUGUUGAAGACUUUUAAGUCCAAAGAUAAUUUUCUUUUGCGUCUGGUGACUAGGUGAGACUUGGGUUCAUUAUUAUGAGCCAGAGAAUAAAGUACAGAGUCGUCAGUGAGUAGGGCCUGGGUCCCCGAAGCCAAAGAUGUUCAAGAAGCAACCAUCUGCUGGCAAAGUGAUGACCACAGUGUAUUGGGACGCAAAAGGCGUUAUUUUGUUGGACUUUUUACCCAAAAGAAGUACGAUAACUGGAUUGUACUAUGCAAACUUGCUAGACCAGUUGAGAACCGCCAUCUGUGAAAAA
This is a messenger RNA of Ostrea edulis (European flat oyster), 2238 nucleotides long. RefSeq names its product multiple epidermal growth factor-like domains protein 10. NCBI's taxonomy places the organism in Eukaryota, Metazoa, Mollusca, Bivalvia, Ostreida, Ostreidae. The transcript is spliced from 8 exons. The record is from RefSeq and is a predicted model, not a curated record. Bases 40 to 990 code for a protein of 316 amino acids.